This is a messenger RNA of Solanum dulcamara, 1306 nucleotides long. RefSeq names its product gibberellin 3-beta-dioxygenase 1-like. NCBI's taxonomy places the organism in Eukaryota, Viridiplantae, Streptophyta, Magnoliopsida, Solanales, Solanaceae. Gene Ontology annotation, molecular function: gibberellin 3-beta-dioxygenase activity. The transcript is spliced from 2 exons. The record is from RefSeq and is a predicted model, not a curated record. Bases 91 to 1170 code for a protein of 359 amino acids. Gene Ontology annotation, biological process: response to light stimulus; gibberellin biosynthetic process.
CACCACAGAAUUCCACUCUUCUUCUUCAAUACUUAUAUCCAAUUCCAAUAAGUCCUAAGUAACACUUUAUAUCUUUAAUUUCUAGCUACUAUGCCUUCAAUAAUAUCAGAAAAACUACUCGACUUGUACUCGAUAAAAGAAUUACCUGAAUCACAUGCAUGGAGAUCGUCAUUAGACGAUCAUCAUUCAUGUGAUGGUUCGCGUAAUAUUAAUGUAGAGUCUAUUCCAGUUAUCGAUCUAAAUGAUGAUAAAUUUGCCAUGGAAAAAAUAGGACAUGCAUGCAAAACAUGGGGCGCAUUCCAAAUCGUAAACCACAAUAUCUCUCAGCGAUUACUCAACGAUAUCGAAGCGUCCGGGACUGGACUAUUUUCCCUUCCGAUGCAGCAAAAAUUAAAAGCCGCUCGUUCGCCCGAUGGCAUCGCUGGUUAUGGGGUGGCUCGAAUUUCUUCUUUUUUCUCUAAGCUCAUGUGGUCAGAAGGGUUCACAAUUUUUGGUUCCCCUCUUGAACACGCCCGCCAACUUUGGCCACAUGAUUACAACAAAUUCUGUGACGUCAUCACGGAAUACGAAAAUGAAAUGGAAAAGCUAGCGGGAAGACUGAUGAGUCUAAUGCUUGGGUCCCUUGGAAUAUCAAAGGAAGAUGUGAAAUGGGCCGUUGGUCCAAGAAGCGGUUGCUCGGCCCUACAACUAAAUUCUUACCCGGCUUGUCCGGAUCCGGAUCGGGCCAUGGGUCUAGCUGCACAUACGGAUUCUACCAUAUUAACCAUCCUUCACCAAAACAAUACAAGUGGUUUACAAGUGUUCAAAGAAGGCAACGGGUGGGUUACCGUUCCUCCACUUGGCGGCGCAUUAGUUAUCAACGUGGGUGAUUUGUUACACAUACUGUCAAACGGGUUGUACCCGAGUGUUCUGCAUCGGGCGGUAGUGAAUCGGACUAGACACCGUCUUUCGGUGGCCUAUUUAUAUGGGCCACCAUCGGGGGUGAAAGUUUCGCCCCUGUCCAAAUUGGUAGACCAAAUGAACCCUCCAAUGUAUAAGCCAGUGACAUGGAGCGAGUAUUUGGGCACUAAGGCAAAACAUUUCGAUAAGGCACUUUCAUCUGUUCGCCUUUGCGCUCAUCGCAUAGGUUUUGCUCAUUCUAAAGAUCAGAGUGGUGUCAAGGUAGGCUAAUAUAGCCAGUAGUAACCUUUUUUCUUUUUUCCUGAAAAUAUAUAUCUACUUGUGUUCCUCUUUUGACCCAUUGGAAGAAUAUUUAUCAAUCUUUAUCUUCGUGAGAAUUUAUAUACCCAAAUAAGGACAGGUGUAG